UUUGCACAUGCGCAGUGGGGUAGUCUCAGCCAUCUGCAGGAAACCAAUUAGCAGGAAUAAAGAGCUAAGUGUUUUUCUCUCCUCUAUGUUCAGACCUCACUCUACCUCUCCCCCUCUCACACCCCUCCGUCCCUCUGUUUACUGUAGAUAUAGCUUUAAGAAGACGAUUUUAGGAACACAGAGAGGAGGACUGUGUUAUGCUGCUCUCUCUGCGGCUGUCCUCUCCUGCACGCUCUCUGGUCCAAAGGGAAUAUGUGGAUGUUCAGUAGACCCGCUAUUUGACUGGAUUACUACAGAUACAGAUACAGUCCAAGGAGUCCAGAGACGCCGCCGCCACAGCCGCACAGAUGUGGGGUAGUGAUGCGUGGCUGCUGUAGGAGCCAUUAUGGACAGCGGUGAGGGAGGGAGAGGAAGGGAUGGAGGGAGAGAGGGAGGAGAACCUGACAUCAGCACCAAGCCGUUAUCUCAUCCUCUCCUGACCCCGGAAGUGAUUCCUUGUAAGGGGUCGCCCUCUCGUACCUCAGCCCCGGCCCCUGCCAAAGAGCCCUCCAACCUGAUCCAGACAGAGCAGGGGGGUGCAGAGGGGACCGCAGGCAGAGAGGAGACCCCAGAAGGGGAACGGGGUAUAUACUCACAGAAUAAUGGUGUGACACUGAAAGAAGAGCAAGAGAAGGAAGAGAAGCUAAAUGAGAAGAAGGAGAAAGAAAGAUUGUUACUAGUGGACGACAGAGAGGAAACGGGAAGAAAAAACCUUGCACCAGCCCUCAGCAGCAAAGACAGAGGAGAAGAGGAAAAAGAGAAGAAAGAGGAAGAGGAGGAGGAGAGGGAAGAGGCCAUCUCAAACCAAAGCCAAACCAAAUCCAAAUGUAGUCUAUUACCUCGACAGAGCCAGCACAGUUCUGCUUCCAGCACUGUUAUGGCCAGUGGCACAUUGAACAGCAACAUCCACAUCACUCCUUCCAAUUUUCCAAAGCACUCUACCUCUCCUUCUACCUGUCCAAAGCUCUCAUUAUCACCUUCCAAUUCUCCAAAGCACUCUACCUCUCCUUCCACCUCUCCAAAGCGCUCCAGCUUUUCCCCCUUCUCUCCUUAUCCUCAGAACGAGACAGAGGUGAGAGACACAGGAGAAGUGCAGGGCAAUAGUCCUAGUUUUCCUCUGAGCUUUAAACCCCAGCAGUCUGCUCUGUCUAAGUCCACCAGCCCACCUGCUAAGGAUGAUGGUAGGGCAGACGCCACUCACACUUCCCUUAUUGCCAAUGGAGACACCGCCAAAGUUCCAAAACCAAACAACAACCCAGAAGUGAGAGAUGGAGAUAGAGAGAUGGAAAUAGAAAGAGAUGAUGAUGAGGGAAAUGGAGAGAAAGAAAUAGAGGGAGAUGAGAACAUAGAGACUGUAUCUAAGUACCUCCACUCCUCUCCCUCCUCUUCCUCCUCACCCUCCUCUCCAGUCUCACUGAACAGUCACAUGGCAUUGAUGCACUCCCGGAACUCCUGCAAGACGCUUAAAUGCCCCAAAUGUAACUGGCAUUACAAGUCCCAGCAGACACUGCAAGUCCACCUCAGAGAAAAACACCCAGAGUCUGGGGGCUCAUGUGUGUGUGGGGGCUUGGGGGAGAAUUGUGUUUGUGGAGGGUCAAGGGGUGUGUGUCUGUACUGUAGCACAGGGAAGGCCCAUCCUCGUCUAUCCCGGGGGGAGAGUUAUGUCUGUGGGUACAAGCCCUACCGCUGUGAUGUGUGUGAUUACGCCACAUCCUCUAAAGGAAACCUCAGCAUACACAUGCAGUCAGACAAACACCUCAGCAACGUACAGGCAGCGGGACAAACACAACAUGCGCACAGCACACACAGCGGGGGCUCCACUGUCAGAGACACGGCAGGCGAUCAGGUGUACGGACACACACACCCCGAAGUCACGCAGCCCCCUGAAAACACACCGCCCUACCCCAGCCAUACCUCCUCCCAGGGUAAGAGGUGGCGGUGUGAGGUGUGUGAUUAUGAGACCAGCAUUGCGCGGAACCUGCGCAUACACACCACCAGCGAGAAACACACACAAAAUGUGCUGCGCCUGAAACACACACACAACGUACUGCAGCUGCAGAGAAGCUACUACCUGGCCCACUGCAGGAGUCUGCCUCCUCAACUCACACUGCUACACAGCAUAGGUGGGCAGCAGUCUUUGGAUAUGCAUCAACUAACAGCAGAGGAGCCAGUUGCCCCAGAUUCAACCCUGACCCCCUCCCCCUCUCCUCCUCCCUCCUCCUCACCAUCCCCUUCUCCAUCCCCCUCUCCCCCUCCUCCCCUGUCUCUUCUCCCCCUUCUCCCCCUCCUCCCCGUGUCUCUCUCUCCUCUUCUCCACUCUACCGUGGUGUGUGUCCGGUGCCUGGUGUGUUUCAGUUUCUCCUCUGACAGUCUGGAGUCUCUUGGGUCUCACCUGAGUGGCCCCCGCUCCCUGCCCCAGUCUGAGUGGCGUUGUCUGGUGGCCGGAGGCUGCUAUUGCAGGAGGAGCUUGAAUAAAGGAGAGGAGCUAGCUGCCAUCUUCAGCAUCAGGAAGUGUACCAGUCCUGAGAUAGAUGAAAGCAGUGAGGGGGGGGAGAGGAGAGAUUCCUUAUCCCCAGCCAAGCGAUCAUUCUCUUGGCUGGAGGAGACACAGAGCCCCCUCUCUCCCAAAAACCACAGAACCGACAAACACUCCACUGACCAACAGACUACUGCCAAGUGCCCACUGUGCCAGGACACACUGGUACACACACACCUGAGACGUCACCUCACACUCACUCAUAGUGUGGCCCAGGACUGUGUGGACAAGCUCAUGAGCACUGUGGCAGUGGAGUUGCCAGAGAUUCUACAGAAAGAGACACUGCAGAGGGAUUCCCAUUCAAACGACUCCAACACAAACGAAUAUCAAACAAACGAUUUCAACACAAUCGACUUUUACGCAAAGGAGUCCCUCAGAAAUGAGUCUCAAUCAAACGACUCCCAUAUAAAUGAAGAAGAAGUGAUACCAGCCAAAGAUGUCCCUGCUCUGCCCACCCGUCCUUGUGAGGACCAGCAUCUAGCAGAGGACAACACCUCUCACCUCCCAGAGUCCCCCAGCUCUCCCCCUCCCCCCCCCACUCCUCCCUCUCCCUCCCUCAGCCACCUCCCUUCAUCCACCUUACCCCCCUCUCCUCCCAGCGAUGCCCCUCCCUCCUCUGAUCGUCAUGGUUACAGGUUCCGCUGUGGCAGGUGCAGUCUAGCAUUCCGGACACAGGAGAAGCUGAAGCUGCACUGGCAGUACCAUGCCAUGAGGGCGGCGACAGAGUGCCACCUCUGCCCCAGACGCUGCCGCAGCCAAGAGGCCCUGCAGAGACACCUGCUCAACACACACCUACAGGACCUACACCUACAGGGUACACACCCUGACCAGAGUGGAGCACACGUCCAACGACAAACCAGCCUGGAGGGGGAGGAAGAGGAGGGGGAGAGUAUGAGUGAAGAAGAGACGGAUAAGGAGGAAGAUGAUGAGGAGGGAGAGCAGGGAAAGGGAGAUGAAGGAGAGGAGGAUGAAAAGGAUGACCCAGAUGAGGAGGAGAGGCCCAGUCCAGGGGUUAGUAAUAGUGACAAGGGUUCAGGGCAGCAGGAGGAGGAGACAGGGUCAGAACCCAGCCCCCUCAUCAAGGGCUCGAACCCGACUCUGGAGCGGUUCCUGGACCCGGCUCGGCCCUACAAGUGUUCCUUCUGCUGUGAGUCCUUCACUCAGAGAACCAUCCUGCUGGUCCACUAUAACUCUGUGUCUCACCUCCACCGAGCCAAAGCCAGACGGGCCCUGCAUGACUCCAGCCCCAGUCAUGCUGACACCCCCCAGGGCCUGGAACCAAGCCCCUACCGCUGCAGCCUGGCCCCUGACCCCAGGCCCUACCGCUGCAGAAUGUGUAGGGUGGCCUACAGCCAGAGCUCCACCCUGGACAUCCACCUCCGUUCUGUACUGCACCAGACACGAGCCCGUGGAGCUCGGACCCAGCUAUCACUGAACCCCCACACCCGCCAAACCCUAGUUCCAGCCUUGGUUCAGACCACUUCCUCCAGCCGUUCACCAGGGGGAGGAGAGGUAUCUACCAGGGGAACCACCCCAACAGCCACCAGAUCAGCCCCUUCCUCCCCAAGUCCCUGUUCCUCCCUCAGUGAAGCCCAGCUGAGUGUGGGUGUCUCUGGGAAGGCUGAGGGCCACCAGGCUAAGAGGCGGAGAGUAGAGGACCUGACAGCAUCUGGAGGACAGCAGGACCUAACGUUACUCCAACAGCAGGUAGCCCAGGCCCAGAUGCCACAACAGCAACAUAAGUUAGCCCAGGCCCAUAUAGAGGAACACACAGCCCUCCUCCAGCCCCAGCUCUUUAGUCCAACACUGCUCCCACACCUCCCCUUACUGCAACAGAACCUCCUAAAGCAGCACCUCCCUUCAGCAGCAGAGAUUCUCCAACACGGGAACCUCUUCCCUCCCCUCCCCUUAUCCCCAGACAGCCUAUUCUCUCUACAGCAGCAGCUGCUCCUGUCCUUCUACCUUUCUGGGGGGUUGCAUCUCAACCCCAACACAACCCUUAUGAAUCAGACCACCUCAGCUGUCUCCCCUCAGACCACCUCAGCUGUCUCCUCUCAGAUCACCUCAGCUGUCUCCUCUCAGAUCACCUCAGCUGUCUCCCCUCAGACCACCUCGGACCAACACCCCCAGAUAGAGAGGCUUGAACCUCCCUCUCCACAGCCAGAGAUGAAUAGAAUCCAGUUUCCAGGCCAUGCCCCGAAAUGUGAAACCCAGGCUGAGACCGCUGACAGUGACUCCCCCCUCCACCAGACAGAGAAAGAGUACAACCCAUCCUCCCCUCCUGAGGGAGAUGGAGAGAAGAACGGAGAGAUGCAGGAGAGUGAGAAGAAGGAGAGAGCAGAGAAGGCCCUCAGAGUUCUGUUGGAAAGAUACGGCUGGGAGCUGGCCCUACAAAGCACUCAGAGCAGACAGAGACAGCAGAACAGAGAGAUGGAGGGAUGCCUGGAGGAGGAGGAGAAGCAGUGUGGAGAAUGUGGGAAGCUGUUCUCUGACUCUCUGAUCCUGAAGAGCCACCAGGAGUUUGUUCACCGCCAGAUGAUCCCUCCUGUAGUGUUGGAGAUGUUCUCCAGACAGUACAGGCUGCAGUACGACCGCCUCUACCCCCUCAGACCCUUCACACCGGGGGACACUGAGACUACUGUUGUUGCACCCCUAACCCCAGCUUCAGCACCUGCACUUGCACCUUUACCCCCAGCACCAGCCUCAGAUUCAACCCUCGACCAAGCCCAAUCCCUCUCCGUCUCCCAAACCUCAGUCCCAGCCCUUAUCCCAGCUGCAACCCUAACAGCCAUAGACACAGACCCAGCUGUGCCCCCACCACCAGCAUUCGUAUCUGUAACCCUGUCCCCAGACCAAGCCAGAGCCUCACCAACACCCUCUCUUCCUCCUCCACCCCCCCGCCAACCACAACCACUUUCAGAGCAGGACAGUACCACAACGACAACCACCCCUUGCCCUGACCCCUCUCAAACUAUCAUACACAGGCCCAAACUUUCCAUACCCCCUCUCCCCUUACCCCAACUCCCCCUGCCCCGUCUUCCUUUAUCCAACCUCUCCUCUCUUCCCUUCCCCAUAGACCCCUCUCUCCUCCCCCUUGGUCUAAUGCAGCCCAUAGCCUUCCAGUCAAUGCUUCAGUACCAGUCCCUGUUAUCGUCCUGCCACCAACCACCCUUAUCCCUAUACACCAACACCCAUUCUGCUCCUAGCCUAGCCCUACCCCCAUACACUACCACCCACUCUGCUCCUACCCAGGCCCUACCCCUACACUACCACCCACUCUGUCCUAGCCCAGCUCUACCCCCAUACACUACCACCCACUCUGCUCCUAGCCCAGCCCUACCCCCAUACACUACCACCCACUCUGCUCCUAGCCCAGCUCUACCCCCAUACACUACCACCCACUGUGCUCCUAGCUCAGCUCUACCCCCAUACACUACCACCCACUGUGCUCCUAGCUCAGCUCUACCCCCAUAUACUACCACCCACUGUGCUCCUAGCCCAGCCCUGCCCUCUCUGAAGCGUAGGCUGGAGGAAGGGACAGAGGUUAGGCCUAUGAGUGAUGUGAUGGCCGGUGAUGGAGAGGAAGGGGGAGAGAGGGAGGGAGAGGGGGAUGAGCAGAGGAGGGAAAGGCGCCAGAGGACCACCAUCAGUGCAGAGCAGCUAGAGGUUCUGUACCAGCGCUACAGUCUGAACUCCAACCCAACCCGCUCUGUACUGGAGGGCAUCACCAGGGACACAGGCCUGAAGAAACGUGUGGUGCAGGUAUGGUUCCAGAACACCAGGGCUCGUCAGAGGAAGGGCCAGCUCCAGACCCUGGGGAGAGGAGGUUUAGGUGUGGGUCUGGGUGACAACCACAGGCGCUGUCCGUUCUGUAGGGCUUUGUUCAAGGCUCAAAGUGCCCUGGACGCCCAUGUUAGGGCCCGCCACUGGUCCCAGACUGACAGACCUGCCUAUGGUUUGUCUCAUCAGAUAGGUUCCGCUGAUGUCUUCAGCUUUUCUCACAACCAUGGAUCCUACAGAGACAGGGAGGUUCCCCCACUCUCCCUCCAGCAUUCUCCCUCUCUCUCCCACCAUCCUUCUCUCCCUCCCUCCCUCCAUCCCUCCCCGAACCCCUUUCAUCCCUCCCCAAGCCCCGGGGUCAUCCCCACUGAGAGAAAAUACAUUUCUGGGGAAACAGAUUUGACCUUUGACCUGAACGAACCCGACAUGGAAGAGGAGGAAGAGGAAGAAGGUCUGUCAGUAAAAAUAUUCCCUUCGUCUGACCAGGCUCAUGAGGGUAACCAUAGCAAUCUGUUGUCUCUGGGAUACAAAUAUGGGAUGGCAAGCUUCAACGUUCAUGACUGUGACCAGAACUCCAGUCCAAGUCUGUCUGAGAGUGUGGAUAGGCAUGGACCGCGACAGCAGCAGCAGCAGAGGCAGCGUACACAGAUGACCCCCCAGCAGGUGGCCAAGCUCAGAGCCUGUUACAGGGAGCACCCCACCCCCAGCCCCCUGCAGUGUGAGGGCCUGGGACGGCAGCUGGGGCUCCCACGCAGGGUGGUGCAGGUGUGGUUUCAGAAUGGUCGGGCCAAGGAGAAGAGGGCAAGGAGCCUCAGAGUCGACCCCACCACAGGAUAGAGGGAAAGGCAGCAGAGGACAGGGGAGAGAACGCACACAGCCAUGAACUAAGUGCACGUCACUCACAACAAUAAACCAACCGGAUGCCACAGAAGCCAAAGAGCAUUCUACCAGUGUACCUCACCCCUUACUCAGCCCCAAAACAUCACAGGGCAGACCUCCUCUAGAGCUUUAAGACCCCACUCCUCUGUUCCUCUGUCUCUCCUUUCCCCUCCUCUCCUGUCCUCCAACCGAUACCUCAGGAGUUAACCCCUCCAUGCCAACAGAUGUCCCUGUUCUGACCAUAGAAUCUGGAGAACCAGGACACAGUAUGUGUCUGUUUAAAGACUUUACUAGUGCAAGUAUCAAACUGUUAGACGUUUUAGUGUAUAUAACGUUCUUUCAAAGUAUAAGAAAACUGAAAGAAACAAAAGCAGCUACGGAAAACAAAAAUGUUAAAUAUUCUUUACAAAGAGCAUCUGCAAAGACUGGCUUGGAUUCCAAAGCUCGUAACCAAAACCUUACAUGUCCGUGGAUUGUGUUGUCAACAUGGUGGUUUUCAUUUCCAAACCACAGUACAGACCAUACAGUGAAGAGUAGAACUGAGACUGGUGCGUAGACUGACUGGUCUACGUGGUGCUGAAGCAGACCUCAACCUUCUCAAGCCAAUGAUGACUCUACUGCACAUGUACUGAACGCUCCUUAUGUGGAUAAUAGGCCAAAUAGCACUGAGCUAAGUCCACUUUGUCCUUUAUGUGAGAGGUCAUAUAAGAAGCUAUUUUGAUAACGGUCGACCAAUAUAUGUCACAACUUUAACCAAACACUACACAACAUUGUCUGUGUUAAGUAAAUGUUAAUGAAAAUGAAUAUUAUGGAUUAACGGUCGUUAUUAUGCUUUGAUAAGACAAGUGUUAUUUUGUGGUGUAUGAGAACAUAAUGUAGGCGUUAUGAUGUGGAGUUGCCUUUUCUUCUUAUUUGAGUAAAAAUACCAAUACGUAGUGUAAUAUAAUUCCAUGUCUACUAUACUCAGGCCAACUGAACUGUUUUUUAUUUGGUCAUAAUAAUGUACUAGUCUCUCUUCUGUUCCUAAUGCCAGACACAAAGUCUGUUUCGAAACCUUAUGAUGUAAAUAUUGACUGUUGAUAUGAAGUUCCUGUAAUGGUCGUUCUGAAGAAACCUCUGGAUUUGAGAGAUCUGAGCUUUCUGACCCAUAAUUGAUGGUUCCAUUAUUACAAUGUUAAAUGGUGUGAGGGGUAAAUUAAUGUACAGUAUGUAGCUUUUAUAUGGUCGACUCAGUCUCCCCUGAGACUGCCUCUGUUCUGACGGACCAUACUCACCGAGAGUUACUGACGUUAUACUGAUGAAAACUUCGGAUGUUGUGUGCACUUAACUCUAUCUCACACACUCUGUUUUUCUUUCUUUCUCUCUCU
Molecule: messenger RNA, 8601 nt
Organism: Salvelinus sp. IW2-2015
Lineage: Eukaryota; Metazoa; Chordata; Actinopteri; Salmoniformes; Salmonidae
Source: RefSeq, a predicted model, not a curated record